AUGCAAAGUGAAUUUAAAGUCGCGGAGUUUUUUUACAGGCAGGCAGCCCGCGGCCCUAUGGAGCGAUUUGCGCGCGAGUGGUGCACGAACCUCUCCCUCCUCAAGGCGUCCCAGGCGAAGAAGUGCGUGGCCGGCCUCAAGGAGCAAUUCCCCGGCGCAGAAGCCCUCAUCGACGAGCUCUUUCCGCCCAAGGGAGAGGUCUCCCUGGUCAAGUGCAAGAACUACAUACAGCUCCUAGUCAGCACGCUCCCCGCUGGCAGCGCCCACAACACAGGGACCAAGCCCGUGAAGCGGAUCGUAUUCUGGAACAUCCGCGACGGCCCGUGGAUCCCGACCCUGCGUCUCCUGCAACGAUACCCGACCCUGCUCCCCGUGCUACUAACCGACGCGUCGUGCCCCAAGUUCAUACUCCAGGGCGCUCAGAUGAUGGCCCCUGGCAUCCACCAGAUGGACCAGGAUCUCCCUCGGGGUGCGAUUGUCUCUGUGAGCAUCCAGGGUGCCCCGCCGUUCUACAUCGGCCGUCUCACUCAGGCCGGUAAGGAGAUAAUGGCCGAGGGUCGCCACGAGCAGGCCGUGGAGACUCUCAACAUAAUUGGCGAUGGGUUCUGGGAGUACGGCGACGACUAUAAGUAA
Giardia duodenalis is the source of this 633-nucleotide messenger RNA. Its product is annotated as MCT-1 protein-like protein. Bases 1 to 633 code for a protein of 210 amino acids. The transcript has a single exon. Gene Ontology annotation, biological process: formation of translation preinitiation complex. The record is from RefSeq and is a predicted model, not a curated record. Gene Ontology annotation, molecular function: RNA binding. Lineage: Eukaryota; Fornicata; Diplomonadida; Hexamitidae.